Durio zibethinus is the source of this 1276-nucleotide messenger RNA. RefSeq names its product epoxide hydrolase 2-like. Gene Ontology annotation, molecular function: catalytic activity. NCBI's taxonomy places the organism in Eukaryota, Viridiplantae, Streptophyta, Magnoliopsida, Malvales, Malvaceae. The record is from RefSeq and is a predicted model, not a curated record.
AGGCAACCCAACGUAGAAUAUCUUUAAGAAAAUUCUGUUUCAUAAACAGACAAGACUUUAUAUUUAAGACCAAUGCUAUACCCCAUACGGGAAACGGCCAAACUCGGGGAACUCUCACUACAAAAAAUUUGUCUGAAAGCGAACAUGGAGAAGAUAGAGCACACCAUCGUGACCACCAACGGCAUAAAGAUGCACGUGGCAUCCGUUGGUUCAGGUCCUGUUAUCCUUUUCUUGCACGGCUUUCCUGAGCUUUGGUACUCCUGGCGCCACCAGCUUCUUUCCCUGUCAUGCCUUGGGUAUCGUUGCAUGGCUCCCGAUCUUCGUGGGUUCGGUGACACCGAUUCUCCGCCCUCGGCGGAUUCAUACACCAUAUUCCACAUCGUGGGGGAUCUCGUAGGCCUCCUCGACUCGCUCGACAUUGACCGCGUGUUUUUGGUGGGACAUGAUUGGGGUGCGGUGAUUGCUUGGUAUUUUUGCCAGUUUCGGCCUGAUAGAGUCAAAUGUUUGGUCAACAUGAGCGUGGCGUAUCAGCCUAGGCACCCCAAGGUGAAGACCGUGGAAGGGUUCAGGGCUUUGUUUGGUGACGAUUAUUAUAUUUGCAGGUUCCAGGAGCCUGGGGUGAUCGAAGAAGACUUUGCUCAGAUGGAUACUGCAAAGCUUAUGAAGAAAAUUCUUACAUCUCGCUGUCCACGUCCACCUUGUAUACCUAAAGAAAUAGGGGUCAGAGGGUUGCCUGAUCCUCCAGCCUUGCCCUCUUGGCUUUCAGAAGAAGACAUCAAUUACUUUGCUAGCAAAUUUAAUGAGAAGGGAUUCACUGGAGGACUUAACUAUUAUCGAGCUUUAGAUCUAAGUUGGGAACUGAUGGCACCAUGGACUGGAUUACAAAUCAAUGUACCAGUUAAAUUCAUCGUGGGGGACCUGGACAUUACCUAUCACAUCCCUGGUGUCAAGGAAUAUAUACACAAUGGUGGCUUCAAGAAAGAUGUGCCUUUCUUGCAGGAAGUAGUUGUCAUGGAAGGAGUAGCACACUUUCUCAACCAAGAAAAACCUGAGGAGAUUAGCACACACAUUUAUGACUUCAUUAAGAAAUUCUGAUUAAUGUCUACUUUGGAAUGUGAUUUACCUUGAAGUUCUGACUCUAAAAUAACGAAUAAGAGGAUGCGAUGCACCUGCUUAAUUGUAUUUUUUGCUUUCCUUGUUUUCUUCCUACUGGUGGAAUUAGUAUUGAUGCAGUGCAGACUGCUUUGUUUAUCUUUAUGGAACUCGGGUUUGGAAA